Molecule: messenger RNA, 3117 nt
Organism: Fusarium redolens
Lineage: Eukaryota; Fungi; Ascomycota; Sordariomycetes; Hypocreales; Nectriaceae
Exons: 1
Coding region: 60-3050 (996 amino acids)
Source: RefSeq, a predicted model, not a curated record
GGUUUGUCCAACUAGGCCCGCAGCAGAUUACACAUACUGCUGACGGCGCAGGGUACCCGAUGGAAUAUACCUUACAUCCCAUACACAUUCUCCGUCAUCUCAUGCCUGGUGGGGGCUUUAUUCCCAACCCUCACCAAACCCUGAGAGCUGUCACCAAUAUCGAUCCUUUCCUUACUCUUUUUGAUGAUUGGAAUGCUUGUACGAAGAAACUUAAAGAGUACAGACACUCGCUCGUGGGUCGGGAACAAUAUCUUGCAAGGAGCCACAUCGACGAAACCGAUGCAGCAAUUACUCGGCUUGCAACAUCCCGGGAAGACCUCCAGAUUACUCUACAAAGGAUUUUAGCAGAUAUCAGAGAUACCAAAGUGGACGAAAAUCGUCUGCAGCAGCUACACACUGCUCACGAAUCCUCUGCCCAACGGAUCUCUAUGAUUGCUGGUCAGCAAAGCGACAAGCUCAGAUUCAUCGAGGAAUGUCUCAACAGUGGAGCGACAUAUAUCGGUUUCAAUGGCGCUUGUAUCAACGAACACACUCUUUCUCACGAUCCUCCUCCAUAUCGAUUCCUUUUCAAUAAUGCUGUGCUCAAGAGUUCAAGCUCAUGGAAUGAGCAGUGCACAACUCUGAGAGAGUUCCUUCACAACCCCAAGAACCACAACCAGGUGUAUAUAGUCGACUGCGAUGCCCCCUCUGAGUACAGAGAGUUGAAGGCCCCGGUCUUUGGUCCAAUACGAACAAUCACGAAGCCAGUGAUUGAGGUUUCGGAGUAUCAUGAUGCAUCAGCAGAACACAGGCCUCCUACCAGACAAGCAGAGCACCAGCAACCUCCACAGAAGUGCAUCGCUCGUUGUGAUCCCGGCGAGAUGGGUUCUGAUACACGAAGACCAGCUGAGCACCGUUUGGUCAAGAUCCCCUGUCCUGGAAGAUCCUGUGACUCGCACUUGAAUCGUGAAUGGGCCUGCGCCACUUGUGACACUCCUCUCGAGUUUGGGACAAUGAAUAACUGCAUCUACUGCGACUGUGGUUCAGCCGCUUACGACUCAUGGGACUUCAAAUGCAGCAGCGAUAGUCACGGACGCGGUUUCGAUCGAUACCAUACGGAUGAACUUUAUCGACUCUUGAAAAGAUCAAAACGGCCUGAUUGUCGCAACAUCCUGGUUUUGGGACAGACUGGCGUUGGCAAGUCAACAUUCAUCAAUUCUUUCUUCAAUUUCUUGACGUUUGAGAGUUUUGAUGAGGCAAAAUCAGCCCGGAAACUAGCGUACAAGGUCCCGUGUUCCUUUUCAGUCAGUCAUUGGAACCCAUCGGACCCAGAUCAGGAACUUGAGAAUCGGACGAUUCGCGUCGGCUCUAGAGACGAUGAACACGAUGGUACCGCCGGCAAUUCUGCGACACAGAAGACAUCAAUUUAUAAAGUGACAUACAACGAUACCAGAUACCGCAUAAUCGAUACCCCAGGUAUUUGCGACACCCGAGGUCCUGAUCAAGACAAGAAGAACAUCAAGGACACCAUGAACACUCUGAGAAGAUAUGAAGAGCUUCACGGAAUUUUGAUCCUACUCAAGGCCAACGAAGCUCGCCUGACCACCACAUUUCAGUUCUGUUUUGAGGAGCUGCUGUCCCACCUUCAUCGCAGCGCCGUCGCAAACAUCGUCUUUGGAUUCACACAUACCCUCAUUUCCAAUUAUGCUCCAGGAGAUUCUCUCAGACCGCUUCAAAGCUUCCUGAAAGAUCAUACGACUGUUGACUUGACUGUGUGCCGCGCAAACUCGUACAGUUUUGAUGCGAAAAGCUUUCAUUACCUGGCUGCGUACUUUCAAGGUGUAAGAAGUGAAGACGAGAGAAGUUCCCGUGAGAGUUGGAAUAAAUCGAGAGCAGAAACCAUGAGGCUACUUUCACAUAUAGACAACCUCAGACCACAUGAGAUCAGGCAAACGCUCAGCAUGGAAGGCGCACGCGAAGCGCUUGGUCAUUUGAUGAUUCCCAUGGUUGAGAUUUCUCAGGAGAUCAGAAAGAAUAUUAGUCUUCUGGAAGAAAAGAUGGCAGAGUUAAAUGAUACGCGCCUGACAGGAGAUGAGCUACGAAAGAAACUUCAUCUGGAAAGGAUCGAGGUUGUUCCUACAAAGCUCGACAAACCUCGGACUGUCUGCAAGAACAAGCAUUGCUGUGAGUUCAAGUCCAAUACCAACGGCGAGGUUGUCCCAGUCUACAAGUCAAUUUGUCACGACGAUUGCAACCUUAAAGACGUUACCGAAGAGUGUGUAGGGCAUCCAACACUCAUCAACUGUCGGGCGUUCAAGGAGACCAAAGACAAGACCUGUAAAAGUUGCAAGCAUAGGUGGCAGGAGCAUAUGCAUUUCUUCUAUGAACUGAAAGAAACCAAGGUCAAGGUCAAGGAUAAAGACGUUGAGCGACGCCUCAAAAACAACGCAAGCGAUAUGGCUCUACGACAAGAGGGUAUAGAGCGUGUUCAACAACUUGAGAAGGAAUACCGGAGCGAACACAAACAGCUACGAAAGGCCACGGCCCAGUUUGUGGCGUAUCUGAGGGAGAAUUCUGCCAAUGCCUUUAAUGAUGCGACUGUCGUGUAUUACGACCAACUCAUCAAGAUUGAGAAGGGCAAGAUCCAGUUUGGAAAGGAUAACAGAGUGAAUGUCGAUGCGAACAAGAGGAAGCUCAAAGGUCUGACGGACGACAGAGACAAGCAUCUUGGACUUGUCAAGACGAUCGAGGAAAACAUGCAUGCUCCUCGUGAUCAGACGGAGGCACUUCUGACUCAAGAUGGGGUCGAGCAACUCAUCAAGGAUCUAUACAAUCUCAAGCACUUUGGCAAGAAUUUGAGGAGUUUGAGAGAUGACAUUACGUAUUACAAGAACCAUAGUAAGCGAUCGCAUCAUCGCCCACGGUCUCGGUCGCGAAGGUCUGAGCGGAGCCUAGAGACGCGUGAAGAUGUAAGUGACAGAUCUUGCCAAAGCAAUGAUGAGCGUGAAGAAGAGUCAGGACGGAAUAGGGGAAUUCUUCGAGGAUUCCAUAAACUCUUGCCUAAUUUCUAAAUCAAUUCAGGAUGAGAUGGUAAGUUGACGAGACUGGUUGAUGAGGGGGCUCAUGGCAUUAGAGUGC